This is a messenger RNA of Apiotrichum porosum, 279 nucleotides long. RefSeq lists its product as uncharacterized. The transcript is spliced from 2 exons. The record is from RefSeq and is a predicted model, not a curated record. NCBI's taxonomy places the organism in Eukaryota, Fungi, Basidiomycota, Tremellomycetes, Trichosporonales, Trichosporonaceae. Bases 1 to 279 code for a protein of 92 amino acids.
AUGGAAAGUCGAAUCGUGCGGGCGGUCAAUGAGUACGACUUCUCCCGCUCCAGUGCUUCGAGGAAGGGGUUUAUGCAGUGGUGGUACACCAAGUAUCCCGACCAGUCGAUUGAGCAAUGGCUCCAGGCCAACGAUCAUGUUCUCGAGGCAUUUUGCCCAAGUUACGCCAUCUACAAAUCGCCGGCUGGUCGGACCGUGCGCCCUCAAGUUCCUAUCGACCUGUCCAAUUCUGAAGAUGAAGAAGAGCUGAGGGAGAUCAGUGGGGGAGAGGAGCGUUAG